This is a messenger RNA of Megalobrama amblycephala (Wuchang bream), 4992 nucleotides long. RefSeq names its product helicase for meiosis 1 (gene hfm1). The transcript has 40 exons. Lineage: Eukaryota; Metazoa; Chordata; Actinopteri; Cypriniformes; Xenocyprididae. Gene Ontology annotation, molecular function: nucleic acid binding; ATP binding. The coding region runs from base 317 to 4633 and encodes 1438 amino acids. The record is from RefSeq and is a predicted model, not a curated record.
AAUACGUCUAGUCAGACAGCUAUCAGUAUCAUACUGAAGAAGAGCGUAAAGGCGUUAUAUUUAUUAAUUUAAUUAAAAUAUGGUGGCUUUCUGUUCUUUAAUACUGUGAAAUACCGCGUGUGGAACCUUAUAAGGGACACUCCCGUUUAUAUUAUCUUGUUUCUGUAAUAAAACGACCAUGUUUAAUGCAGUAAUGAUGAUUUGCAUGACCUUGCGCGCGAUUCACACACGGUUCACAGCUCGCGCGGUCGAUUGCCGCCAUCAAGAGAGCGACAGUUACUAAUUGUUCUUUUAGGAUAUCAAUGACACCCACAAGAUGUUAGACUCUGAAGAAGCCGUUUUGUCGCUGGACAACCUGUUUUAUGACGGGCCAGUGAUUCAUAAAGUGAAGCCAUUAUGUCAAGGACAAGGCGCGUGGAUCUUUGAUGCUCCACCCUCAUUAUCGCAAAUACCUGCAACACGAGACAUCCAGGGAGAGGCAGCAAACGUUCCCUCAUUUAGUUACUCACAGAGAUCAAAGAAAUUUCUGGCUCCAGCUCAAAAACCAUUUCACAAUCCUAACGAAAGUGUCCAAGGGCAGACUGUGAAAUCACAUGAGCUGGAGGAAUCUGAUUUGUGGACCCAUGAACCCUCUAAAGAAAGAAAUCAGGCUGUCAGCAUGAUGGGUUUUGUGGAAUCGAGGCCUUUACCUACUGCCAGUGCUCCUCCCUUCAAGACUCGGUUGUUCAGAGCUCCCACAAGAAGGAUCUCAGGCAAUGGUGAAGACGGUAUCUCAAAUCAAAUGAUGUCAACAACAAAUGACACUGGUUUCUUUGGUCAAGUUGCUAUGACAACCAGUGGCCCACAGACUACUCAUGGUGUUGCUACCUGUAGUCCCUUUAUUGGCUUGGGCCAAACGGAACAAAAAUGUGAUGUACCUGCAAAAAUAAACCAUAAUCUCCAUCUUGGUUUCAAACCUGCAGAAUUUGAAGGGUCGUCUGGAAAAGGAACACUUCGCUCAGUCUCUGAAAUUCCUGCUAAAUUCAGAAGUGUGUUUAAAGAAUUCCCUUACUUUAACUAUGUGCAGUCCCGGGCAUUGGAUGAUGUCCUGUACACCGAUAAAAAUUUUGUUGCCUGUGCUCCCACGGGCUCUGGGAAAACUGUGCUUUUUGAGCUGGCCAUUGUUCGACUGCUGAUUGAGUCUUCUGAGCCCUGGCACAAUGUCAGAGCUGUGUAUAUGGCACCAAUUAAGGCUCUUUGCAGUCAAAGAUAUGAAAACUGGAAACAGAAGUUUGGACCUCUUGGACUAAACUGCAAGGAGUUAACUGGAGACACAGAGAUUGAUGACAUUUUUGAAAUCCAGGAUGCUCAUCUUAUCUUUACAACUCCAGAAAAAUGGGACAGCAUGACAAGGAGGUGGAAGGAUAAUUGUUUAUUGCCAUCUGUUCGUCUCUUCCUUAUUGAUGAGGUACAUGUGGUGAAAGACAAAACCCGUGGAGCCACUCUUGAGGUUGUGGUCAGCAGAAUGAAAACCAUGCACUCGUAUCACCUGGCUGUUAAUACAGAAUCAAAAGCAUCUGUGAGAUUUGUGGCUGUCUCAGCUACCAUCCCAAACAUCCGCGACCUAUCUGAAUGGCUUUCGGAUGAGUCAGGGCCUGCCACUUGUCUGGAGAUGGAUGAUAGUCACAGGCCAGUGAAACUGAGGAAAGUCGUGCUUGGGUUCCCCUGCGGAAGUAAUCAGAAUGAAUUUAAAUUUGAUCUUUCUCUCAACUACAAAAUUUCCAAUGUUAUUCAGACCUACUCUGAUCAAAAACCAACCCUUGUGUUUUGCUCCACAAGAAAAGGAGUUCAACAGUCUGCUGCUGUGCUUGCCAAGGAUGCCAGGUUCAUUAUGAGUAUUGACCACAAACAAAGACUGGUGAAAUAUGCAAACUCUCUGCUUGAUGCCAAACUCAGAGAUCUUUUUAUUUGUGGGAUUGGAUAUCAUCAUGCUGGCAUGGAUGUUUCAGACAGGAAAUUGAUUGAAGAAGCAUUUACAGUGGGUGACUUGCCAGUGUUAUUCACAACCAGCACCCUAGCCAUGGGUGUGAAUUUGCCAGCCCACCUUGUGAUAAUCAAAUCCACAUUGCACUAUGUUGGUGGUGCAUGUGAAGAAUACAGUGAAGCUGACCUGCUACAGAUGAUUGGGAGAGCUGGCAGACCACAGUUUGAUACGACAGCGACUGCAGUGAUCAUGACCCGGGCUCAGACAAAGGACAAAUACACACAUUUCUUAAGUGGCGUAGACAGCAUAGAGAGCAGCUUGCAUACAAACUUGGUGGAGCACUUGAAUGCAGAGAUAGUUCUCCACACCAUAUCUGAUGUGAACAUGGCUCUAGACUGGAUCCGCUCCACCUUCCUGUACAUCCGUGCUCUGAAAAACCCCAACCACUAUGGCUUUCCCCCUGAGCUUGACAAAUGUGGAAUUGAGACUAAAUUACAAGAACUGUGCUUGAAGAACCUCAACUCUUUGGCCUCUUUUAACCUGAUUACCAUGGAUGAAGACAUUAACAUCAAGCCCACAGAGACUGGAAAACUCAUGGCCAGGUACUGUGUUGCCUUUGACACUGUGAGGCAGUUCAGUAUGGUGACUGGAACAGAAACAUUACCCGAGUUGAUUGAAAUGAUAUCAAAGGGUAAAGAAUUUAGUGAUGUGCAAUUGAGAGUAAAUGAGAAGAAAACCUUGAACAUGUUGAACAAGGAUAAGAACAGAACCACCAUCAGGUUUCCUAUGGAAGGAAAGAUCAAAAGUAAUGACAUGAAAGUGAAUUGUCUGAUUCAAGCUCAGCUUGGCUGCAUCCCCAUUCAGGAGUUUGGACUCAUACAAGACACUGGAAAAAUAUUCAGAAAUGGAAAUCGAGUCAGCAGAUAUCUGACCGAGUUUCUCAGUCAUCACUCCAAAUUGAAUUUUUCUGCUCAACUCAACUCUUUAAUUCUUGCCAAAUGUUUUCGAGCUAAACUGUGGGAGAACUCGCCUUACGUCUCCAGACAGCUUGAGAGGAUAGGAUUAACACUCGCUACUGCCAUGGUGAAUGCAGGGCUUACAACAUUCAGCAAAAUUGAGCUGAAGAGUCCCAGAGAACUAGAGCUAAUUCUGAACCGACACCCUCCAUUUGGGAACCAGAUUAAGGAAGCUGUCAGCAAACUUCCAAAAUAUGAAGUUAGUUUGGAACAGAUUCCUCGAUACAGUCUGUCCACAGCUGAGAUUGUGGUCACAGUGAACCUGCAGAAUUUCAAGGAGUUGGCAUCGAAACAGACAGGACCAGACCACCAUUAUGUUACUCUCAUUAUUGGGGACUGUGACAACAAUGUAGUUUUCCAUCAGAAAAUAAUGGACACAUUGCUCUUGAGGUCUGGGAGCUGGUCAAAGAGAAUCGAGGUGACAAGAACACCUAAGGGAGAGGAGCUCAGCAUUCAUUUGAUCAGCUCUGAAUAUGUGGGUCUGGACAUACAGCAGGAGUACAGCGCCUAUUACUCAGGCGCAAAGAUGUUUGGAGCUGAGUCCUGCAUCAGUGAGAGACCUACAUGGAGAGUGCAGAGGAUUCUCGACACAGCGAAGAGACAAGGCCCCAUGUCAACAACUCCCUCUUCUUCAAACACAGACAUUCUUUUCAUGGAUCAAGUUGCUCCAAACACAGUUAAGAGACAGUGCAAUCAUCUCUGCAAAAACAAGGAGCUCUGUGGACAUGAGUGCUGCAAAGUUGGAGUCACGAAAAGGGCUCAGUCUAGUGUCACCUCAUACCUUAACAACCUAAAAAUGAGGAAUGAGAGAAUUUCUGUGACUCCUGUGAAACGUUUGAAGAUGAUGAUGAAUAAGGGGACAGCAGCUGUAAGCAUGCAGCAGUUCUCAUACAAACCCAAAGACACACUGCCUGCUGCCAAGAAGUUUCAGGGAAGUCAGUGUUACACUCAAAGUACAUAUGAAAUCAAAGAGUUAGAGGCCAAUUCUGUCACUCCACGCGAGAAUUCGUCGUUUGAGUCAUACCAUGAUGGUUUCAAGCACAAGCAGGGUGACUUUUAUUCUGAAAUUGGAGACCCAGCAUUAGAACAUCCUCAACCUUCUGCUUUACCUCAAAGGGUUUCGAUACACAGGCAGCGUGAGCCACACAACGAUGGACAAAUGCACAGAGUCAGUCCUAAAGAAGCCAGUGUUUAUUCUACCCAUACAAACCCAGACCACAGUACUGACAUUGAUGACCGCUGGUCUGGUUCCCUGGAUGUGACCUUUGACCUGGGAUUGAAUGAUUGGGAUGAUUUUGAUGAUGGUAACCUUGUUGAUGCUAGUGAGGUGUGCUGUGAAUCCCAAAUAUGUAACCUGAUGACAGACCAUGAUCAACCUACAAAUUCUGCCUCACAAUGUCCAGGCCAAACCUUGCAAGUCUUGCAACAAAGGAUCCAACCAAUGGCUGUUACACCUCAGACUGCAGUGUACUUAAAAGGAGUUAGUAUGAACUCAAACCAGAGUCAAGCCAAAACACCUUCAGUCCAAAGAAGAUUUGAUUUCUUUUCAAGGGCAGAUGCAGCUCUAAAGGAAAAUACUGUUUGCAGGGAUCACACAGAGGAAAUCAACAAUGAGACCAGUGUUUUCCUCGGUAUGUUUGAUGGCCUUUUUUAAGGUUGUUAUGAAGGAUUCCUGACACAUUUAGCACUACGUUGUAAAGAAUUCAAGUUCCUCUGUCAUUUGUUGAUUUUCUGUUAUAAAGAUGUUCUUGGUUUAACAGCACUCACUAUAUGGAUAAUUUGCAGCAUACAAGUCUAAUGUGAAAUGGAAUGACAAAAAAGUUAUUUUCUUUUGCAUUGCAGAAGAUAUUUUAAGUCUUAAAUGUAUUAAAAAUUGUUCAUUUUACUAAAAAUAUAAGAUUGCACUCACACAUGAAAUGUAAAUGGACUGUCAAAAUUGUAAAGUCAGGAAUGAAUGAGAAAAAUGUUUUUAAAUAGCUAUAUAUAAGACAAUAAAAGUCUACUUUAAGAUUA